Drosophila subpulchrella is the source of this 5234-nucleotide messenger RNA. RefSeq names its product mediator of RNA polymerase II transcription subunit 14 (gene MED14). The coding region runs from base 1 to 4692 and encodes 1563 amino acids. The transcript has 9 exons. The record is from RefSeq and is a predicted model, not a curated record. Gene Ontology annotation, cellular component: core mediator complex; mediator complex. Gene Ontology annotation, molecular function: transcription coregulator activity. Gene Ontology annotation, biological process: regulation of transcription by RNA polymerase II. NCBI's taxonomy places the organism in Eukaryota, Metazoa, Arthropoda, Insecta, Diptera, Drosophilidae.
AUGGCGCCCACCCCCUUGCCCCUCGAACAAAUGCCCGGCGUUGGCGGCGGAGGAGGAGGCUACUUGCCUGCUGGCCAGGAGGGCGGCCCUCGGAUCAACACGAUGUCCAUGUCGGUGCUGAUCGACUUCAUUAUCCAGCGCACAUAUCAUGAACUCACUGUACUGGCUGAGCUGCUGCCCCGCAAAACGGACAUGGAGCGCAAGGUGGAGAUCUACGACUAUGCGGCCCGCACACGCCAUUUGUUCACCCGCCUGAAUGCGCUGGUCAAGUGGGGCAACUCGGUUUCGAAAGUGGACAAGUCCUCGCAGAUCAUGAGCUUCCUGGACAAGCAGAACAUGCUCUUCGUGGAGACGGCCGACAUGUUGGCGCGCAUGUCUCGCGAAACUUUGGUUCGUGCCCGAUUGCCCAACUUUCACAUACCCGCUGCCGUUGAAGUUCUGACCACGGGCACUUAUAACCGGCUGCCCACCUGCAUUCGCGAGCGGAUUGUGCCCGCCGAUGCAAUUACGCCGGCGGAGAAGAGACAGACACUGCUCCGCCUGAACCAGGUCAUUCAGCACCGUCUGGUGACUGGAAAACUGCUGCCGCAAAUGCGUGAAUUUCGCAUUCGCAACGGGCGAGUCACCUUCGAGGUAAAGCACGAGUUCAGCGUGGCCCUGACCGUAAUGGGGGACAAUCCUAGUGUUCCCUGGCGACUGCUGGACAUCGAUAUACUCGUGGAGGACAAAGAGACGGGUGACGGCAAAUCCCUGGUGCAUCCCCUGCAGGUUAACUACAUCCAUCAGCUCAUCCAGGCCCGUCUGGUGGAGAACCCUAAUGCCCUGAGUGAGGUCUACAACUGUCUGCACUACUUCUGUCAGUCCCUUCAACUGGAGGUUUUGUAUACGCAAACAUUGCGCUUAAACUAUGAAAGACUGGACGACAACAACAUCACGGUGGAGGAGUAUGUGCCAGGUGUAAAACUGACGGUGUCUUACUGGCGCGACCUCAAGUCGGAGCUGGGCUAUCGACUCACCGUUCAGUCGGAUCCCAGCGAGAUCGGGCGUCCACUGGCAGUGGUGCAUGUGCCCUCCCUUGGCGCCAAGGAGUCCGCCGAGGUGGCUGAUCGAGCCGUGCGCUCCGAGCAUCUUUCUAUGGAGCGCCUUAUUGUGCAUACCGUCUACAUUCGAUCGGUGUCCAGGCUGAGCGACCUUAAGCUCGAGUUCCAGGCCUUCUUAAAAGACGUUGACUUUAACCUCCAAGGAACUCCAGCUAUUUUGACCGUGCCUGUACUCUCUCCCUGCUUGAGGGCCGAGCAGAUUCACAUCACCAUUGACACGCACACGGGCAUGUUCCGCUGCCAUGUGCCCAAGCAUCUGGAUUGUCCGAUCACGGAGGAAAUGCAGGACUGCCUCAAUGGGGAUCGUAGCAAGCUGCCCGCUUUGCUUUCCGAGCUGCGCUACUGGAUAACACAUCGCAGGUGCGAUAAGACUCUACAACAUCUUCCGGCUACGGCCACUGAGACUCUUCCCUUCCUCACGCCGCCUGAGCAGGAGCUUUUGCAGCCGGGAAGACACAAGAUUUAUGUGAAGCUCCACAGGCAUCCCAACAUUGUGCUGGUGGUUCAACUGAAAGAAAAGACAACCAUGCCCAACGAAAUGGAGUACACUUUUCACCUGGGCUUCGUUGCCUUUCAAAAGGACGAGCUGGAUGUAAUAGACGACUCCGCCAAACAGCUGGUUUCGGUAGUGGCACAGUCGCACUCGGACAUUCCAAAGUGUUACAGCAAGUUGAUGCGCCUCAUCGAGUUUGACACAUUUGUGGCCACCCAUGGACCCGGCACCGAAGUGGAUGCGGAGGUUUCCCCGCACAAACGAAAAUCGAAUGGGGAUUUGCUAGCGCCUCCUGCCAAGCAGCAGAAGACCAUCUUCCCUGCCUAUUUCAUUCCCGAGUUGGCGCAUGUGGUGGCCAUGUGCGACGAGAAGAUACCUUUUAUGAACCUGGCCCAGACACUGUCCAAGCACAAUAUCCCGCACAGCGGCCUGCAGGUAGAAGCGAACGCCACGUCACUUGUGCUGAAGAUUCUGGCAUUACCACAGCCGGGAAAGUCAACCUUUGCCAACCAGCAACAACAGCAGCAGGGAGCAGCAGCGGGAACUGUGGAGAACAAGCCAAGUGGCGCCUCUGGUCUUCCGAAAAUCGAGCCGCACGUGUGGGACGACCUGAUGCGCCGCGUUCUAUCCAUCUCAGUGCGCUCCCAGACCAACAAGAACAGCCAGGUCCGGAUCUGGGUGGUGGAGUUCGUCUUUUACAGCACUCCACUGCAGAGCAGCCACCAGAAGGAGCAGGGCAGUCGGCGGACUGUGUACCUCACCUACGAACAGGCCAAUCACGACUUCUCCAAAACGGUCGAGGAUUUGCUUAACGACUGGUCGAAAAUCGUGUAUCUCUACACGUUGGUCCAUGAUUUUGCUGAGCAACUCCGAAACAAACGCCUUUCCCUGUGCGACAUGCUGGUGGUAAAGUCGUAUAGCUACAUGAAUCUGCUUCUCGGUUACGGGCCCAAAAAGGAGGUGAGCUGCAAUAUCUACUGGUCGGUGCAAUCCCACGGCUUCCGACUGACCUUCGUUGGCGGAAUGUCGGCCGUGAAUGCGCACUCUAUGAUGCGAGACCAGUUGGCGCAACACUUGAACCAACAGCAUAGCCUCACCCAGAUUGCACAGAUCCUGCACGAGACCUACAACCCGAUGAGCUCCAUUGCUAAGCUGCCAGUGCUGCCCUUCCUGGGAAUACCGCGUCCCCAAGUGCCCGUGCUAUCGUUUUGCAUGCUGGCUCAAUCGCCUUGCCUGAUAAGGUUGACAUACCAGGCAGUAUACUGCCUGGAAUUGCGCUUCCGUGCCAACAGACUGGUCUCCAUUCGAGAUGGAGCAAGCAGUCGCUUCGAGCGCAAUGUGGUUGAGGAGUUUACCCCCAUCCAGGGUCUCAAAGCCUUCCUGUCCAAGUACGUUGACGAAUCGGCGGCAUACAGAGGACGUGCUGCCCACGAGGACGACAAUCCGCUGUCUCCAAUGGGAAUGGAGGACAACUUUGGUGGUCCGAGUAGUGUGACAGGAGUGGGUGCUGGCGGAUCUUCCCCAUUUCUGGGCACUGGGAUGCGGGGACCGCAAUCGCCGAGGGACAGUGGCUUGCGCUUUCCAGCGCCACACACGCCACCUUCCAGCUCUAAUCCCCACACCCCUGCCAGUCCGCAUCCAAGUGCAGGAGCAGGUGGUGGAAGUGGUGCCCAGGGACAUGGCAACUUUAACUUGACAUCCCCGCCAGCGCCGCAUAUGCCCCAUCCGUCACCUAGCGGUUUGAUGCCUUCAUCUCCGCUUAAUCCUCAGCCCAGUCCUCACAUGGUUCACAGCCCAGGACCCAACAUCUACAUGCAGAGCCACCAGGACUCUCCCUUUACGGCCAUGUCGCCGGCGAAUAACAAUUGGCCCGGAUCCCCCAGUAUGCCGCGUCCCUCUCCUCGACCCGGACAGAGUCCGGAGCACAAGAGCACAGGCGGUGGAGCGGGAGGAGCCGUUGGCGCAGAUAGGGGAGGCUCUCGGGGCACUCUCAAUCGCCCCUGGGCUGGAGCUGUGCCCACUCUCCUCACCCACGAGGCUCUGGAGACACUGUGUCGGCCCAGUCCGCAUCCCAACAAGGACAUCAAUGUAUCGGACAUGAGUCCCCUGGAGCGUUUUCUGGGCUGCGUAUACAUGAGGAGGCAAUUGCACAGAAACAUCCAGAGCGAGGAGUCACUGACGGCCCUUAACAGCACCGAACCAGGAGUGGUGCUCUUCAAGGUAGAUGGACUGCAGUGCCAGGUGGUUCUGAAUCAGAUGCACAUGCAGACGCUGCACCUCAAGAUCUCGCAGCUGCCUCCCAUGCCCGACAAGCUUCCACCGACGUUUCAACUCAGCCAGGACGAUCUGCUGGUGAUAGAGCAGUACUUCGACACCAGAGUGGCAGCUCCACCCUACAGACCCAAUUCCCUGCACAGCAUCUGCCGGCUGCUGAACCUGCCCGCCCAGGUACUCAAGGAUUUCGUGCAGAUCAUGCGAUUGGAGCUGAAGCCGGAGCUGGGUGGCGAUCAGCUAAAGUGGACGGUGCAGAUGUGCAUGCGCAUGCCGCCCUCGGCGGUGCCCAUUGUGCCUAGUGGCAAUGCUUGCGUGGUUCUGGGACGCAUGAAGAUUCUGUUCUUCCUGCAAAUCACAAGGAUUCCAUACGGCGCCGGCAUGGGCGUGGGCAAGGACUGGAAGGACAGCCCCUCUCUGGUGCUGCCCAUUGUGUACGACAUUCAGACGAACGUCACCCAGCUGGCGGAGCGGACUGGUCAGGUGACCUCGCCCACCAUGACAGCCGCAAGCACACUUCUCCGUCGCUUUGCCGAGUUCAAUGCCCAGCAGAAUCAAUGUACGCUCUUCCCGGCCAUCACGGAUCUGCUCACGAGCCUCCAGCUGGCCACCGAGAUGCCCCAGCCACCACCCAACCAGUCCAUCGGGCCACCAGUGGGCGUGGGUGUGGGAGUAGGAGUCGGUGUCGGUGUCGGAGUGGGAGUGGGAUCCAGUCCGAAUCCGAUGAUGCCCAUGCAGCAACUGCAGCCGCAGCAGGUGGGACCCCAGGGUCCCGUGGGUCCCGGAGGCUACCCGCAGAUGGGCCCCAAUCCCAGUGGCCCGCAGUGAUGAAGGCGCAAGCGCCGCGCCUCCUCGCAGCAGCCGUGAGCUGAGAGCCUGUGAGCUGGCAACCCGGAACGGCGAUCGAUUAUUAAUUAAGGAGUUUAUUGGAUAAGAGACCACAAAACACCCUUCACUCUGGGGUGAGUCGAUUUUAGAACCGCAAAAACAGUAGCAAAACAUUUUUGAAAAUCUAACAAAUCGAUUCACUCUACAAUACUCCAUUCAGUUAAAGAUAGUAUUUAAUUUAUACUUGGCAACGCGGAAUACAUCUGGAAAUGUCUAAUAGUAGUAUAAGCGAUUUUGGCACCAGGAAAAGACUGUGGCAGUCACCACGUCAAUAUGUUCCUGUGGACCAAGGACAAAAAACAUUUUGCACCCACCUGAUCCAAAAAACACACUUGUUUUAAUGUAAAGAUCAGGUGCUAUAUACAUUUUAUUGUGCUGUACUCCCUGAAAAUAUGGGUAUGAAAACACAGGUUACACAUCCAAGAUUAUAAAUUGUUAACUAAACAGUGCGUCUAGGUAUGUAAUAAAAAAUUAACUUUAAA